Molecule: messenger RNA, 333 nt
Organism: Rangifer tarandus platyrhynchus (Svalbard reindeer)
Lineage: Eukaryota; Metazoa; Chordata; Mammalia; Artiodactyla; Cervidae
Source: the annotation of a GenBank genome assembly
AUGGAGGUGGAGGGGCGCCAGAACCUCAGUGAUUUGUGUUCCACAGAUGAGCAGGAAAGUACAUGCGGCACCAGGGAGCAUGCAGUAAAUGCACGCAGAAGUUAUUUUUGCUGCAGCAGCUCUGCAGGAGGAAAGGAUGAAGAUCGGAAUUCCCGAGGUGAGCCACAUGCUGUGGUCCAAGGAGAGCUCUGCACCUCGUCCGCAGGCAUCAGCCACCCUGGGUCCCAGCACGACGGCCCACAGGCUGCGUUCUGCUCUCUCUGGCUCCUGCCCCUGCCCAGACAGUGUCCUCACUGCCUGCAGGGUCACAGACCUACCCCCAGGCUGCUGUGA